Messenger RNA from Didymodactylos carnosus, 267 nucleotides. NCBI's taxonomy places the organism in Eukaryota, Metazoa, Rotifera, Eurotatoria, Philodinida, Philodinidae. The record is from the annotation of a GenBank genome assembly.
AUGUCGUCUGAUCUUAUUGAAGGAUCAUCAUCAUCUCCAAUCGUUAUACCUGAUACAACAAGUUCGACUGAUGGAGCUUUAACUAUAAAAUAUAUUGCCAAAACUAUAUGUGAUCAGUUUGAUCGCAAUACCAAAACGAUGGAUGAAAAGAAAUCAUGGGAAGCUACGUGUAAUAUUUGCAAAACUACAAUACGUGGCACAAGAGGUGUUACAUCGAAUUACAAUCGACGUAUUAAAGAAUGUCGCAAGAAUCAAUAUGAAUGGUGA